AUGGCUAUCGAUCAUUAUGACACCGUCGUCGUCGGCGCCGGCUUCGGCGGCAUCCGGACACUCUACGAGCUCCGCAAGUUGGGGCUGACGGCCAAAUGCUUCGAGCUGGGGACUGAUGUUGGAGGCACCUGGUACUGGAACCGCUAUCCUGGUGCCAGAACGGACUCAGAGGCUUGGGUAUACGCGAUGAACUUCGCCCCGGAGCUGAAGGACGAGUGGAACUUUGAAGAACGCUAUCCGGGCCAGGAAUCCGUUCAGCGUAACUUGAGCCAAGUCGUUGACCGUUUUGAUUUGCGAAAGUACAUCACUUUCAACACUCGCGUCUCGACCGCCAAGUACAACGAGCACAGCGCUACUUGGACCAUCACCACAUCAGAGGGCACCACAGUCACCUGCCGGUACUUUAUUCCCGCCACUGGACCACUGUCUGUCGGCCGUGAGCUGCCAUUUGCCGGCCUCAAACGAUUCAAAGGCGAGCACUACCAGGCAUCCAAAUGGCCGAAGCAGCAUGUCGACUUGCGUGGCAAACGUGUCGCCCUUGUAGGCACCGGCGCUACCGGCGUGCAAAUCAUCCCCAAAAUCGCCCCUCACGUCAAGGAACUCACAGUCUUCCAACGAACUCCCAACUAUGUCCUUCCGGGCCGCAACUACACCAUCGAUGAGCAUCAGGCGGCGGAGAUCAAGCAAAACUUUCAGAAAGCCUGGACCGCCGCAACGAACCAUCCCUUUGGACUUGCCAUGGAAGACCCAAAUCUGGCAGCCGGCAACGUUACCGAAGCCGAUACCUUACGCCAGGUUCUCGACAGUGGCUGGGAGUCUGGCGGUUUCCACUUCCAAUUUGAGACUUUCAGCGACCUUUUCACGGAUGCGAAGUCGAAUCUCAUCGCUUCGGACUAUCUUCGCAACAAAAUCCGGGCCGUCGUCAAGGAUCAGAAGACGGCGGAGCUACUCUGUCCCAACUACCCCUUCCUUUCCAAACGUCCUCCAUGCGGACAUCAGUACUACGAGACCUUCAAUCGACCGAACGUGAAGCUGGUCGAUAUCAGCAAGGACGACAUCGACAUGUACGAAGACGGCAUCCGCACCCAAUCCGGCAGCGACUACGAAUUCGACGUCAUCAUCUUCGCCCUCGGUUUCGACGCCGCCACCGGCGCUCUGUGCGAAAUGGACGUCACAGGCCGCCAAGGUCUCUCCCUGCGUGACCACUGGGAGGAGAAGCUCGACACCUUCGCGGGAAUCCUCGUCCCCAACUUCCCCAACAUGUUCAUGGUGUGCGGUCCCCACGCACCUUUUGGCAACAUGCCCGUCGUCGAGGAAGUCGAGGUCAACUGGAUCGGCAAAACGAUCGAGCAUAUGGAGCGCGAGGGCUUCACGUCGAUCGAUGUGCCCAGCAAGGCUGCAGAUGCGUGGUCCACUCAUGUCACCGAGGCGUUUGAAGCGACAUUAUUCGCUGAGUCGGCGGGACAGGUGCAUGCGUGGUUUGUCGGCGCCAACGUUCCUGGUAAACCCCGGCGAGUGCUGUUCUACUUCGGAGGCGUGCCUACCUGGAACUCAUGGCUUGAGCAUGAGACCAAGACGAACUGGUCGAGCAUGAAGCUUGGAUCGGCGCAAAGUAACGGCCAUGUGAAGGCUUGA
Messenger RNA from Neohortaea acidophila, 1635 nucleotides. Its product is annotated as cyclohexanone monooxygenase. The record is from RefSeq and is a predicted model, not a curated record. Gene Ontology annotation, molecular function: flavin adenine dinucleotide binding; N,N-dimethylaniline monooxygenase activity; NADP binding. The coding region runs from base 1 to 1635 and encodes 544 amino acids. Lineage: Eukaryota; Fungi; Ascomycota; Dothideomycetes; Mycosphaerellales; Teratosphaeriaceae. The transcript has 3 exons.